Pipistrellus nathusii (Nathusius's pipistrelle) is the source of this 906-nucleotide messenger RNA. NCBI's taxonomy places the organism in Eukaryota, Metazoa, Chordata, Mammalia, Chiroptera, Vespertilionidae. The record is from the annotation of a GenBank genome assembly.
AUGGCGGUCUCAUUCCUCCUCCUCCUCCUCCCCCUCCUCCGGGGGCCUCCGCAGGCUGCUGCAGACAACAUCCAGGCCCUCUAUGUGGCCUUGGGGGAAGCAGUGGAACUGCCGUGUCCCUCGCCGCCCACCCUGAACGGGGACGAGAACUUGUCCUGGCUGCGCAGCCUCGCCUCAGGCUCCUCCACCGCCCUGGUGGCCCGAACCCCAGUGGCCGGGCCAGCCCCAGGCCCUGGGAGGCCCGGAAGGGAAUCCAGCCUCAAACUGCUGGGGAACUACUCUCUGUGGCUGGAAGGGGCCAAGGAGGGAGACGCCGGGCGGUACUGGUGCACGGUGCUGGGUCAGCACCACAGAUACCAGAACUGGAGGGUGUAUGAUGUCUUCGUGCUCAAAGGAUCCCAGUUAUCUGCAAAGGCUGCAGAUGGAGCCGCCUGCUCUGUCCUUCUGUGCACUGUGGUCCCCGCCAGGCGCCUGGACUCUGUGGCCUGGCUGGAGGGGAAGGGUCCCGUGAGGGGCCAUGUGCAGGCCUUCUGGGGCGAGGGGGCUGCUCUGCUCUUGGUGUGUCCUGGGGAGGGGCUUCCUGAGGCCAGGGCCCGCAGACCAAGGCUCGUCCGCUGCGUCGUGCCUCAGCACAAGGGGCUCAGCUUCAGCCUGGCAGCCCCCACGGAUGCCUCCCCUGCCCUCUGUGCCCCUUCCGAGGGCUGGGACGUGCGCUGGCUCCUGACGCUGCUGUUCGCCGCGGGCCAGGCCUGCGCCAUCCUGGUCCUCAGCAUCGCGCUCUGGAGGCGGCGGGCCCAGGGGGCUCCGUGCAGAGAGGCCUCGGUUCCUCAGUUCAAACCUGAAAUCCAGGUCUAUGAGAACAUCCACCUGGCCCGUCUGAGCCCGCCUGCCCCCAAGGCCAGAUGA